Molecule: messenger RNA, 1233 nt
Organism: Pimephales promelas (fathead minnow)
Lineage: Eukaryota; Metazoa; Chordata; Actinopteri; Cypriniformes; Leuciscidae
Source: RefSeq, a predicted model, not a curated record
AUAUUGGAAAGCUACAGACAGGUGAUUUUCAUUAGGGUUGGAGUUACCCAGAACUCCAAUUUGAUCUUUAAAAACGCAUUUUCAAAAAGUGCUUUAAACUCUUUUGAUAGCGUUUGUUGUGGGACUCAGAGGGUAUUUUGAUGCAGAAACAGGGUUUUCCUUUGUAGUUUUGUGGACCUCACUGUCCGCCUCUGCCGAUUCACUAAUUCAGUGCAUCUUCCAGCAGAGUUGAUUGUGAGAUCGCAGGUCGAGAGGAUGACAGCUCAAGUGUGCUGCUUGUUUAGUGUGGUUUUAUUGUGUUUGUCUGCUUGUUUGAGUACAACACACGCUGGAGUCUUAGUGUCCGGUCAGUGUCCGGCUACGCUGACUGUCGUGCCGUCCCGUCGAGGAUGCACUUCUGAUCGAGACUGCUCUGGAGGACACAAAUGCUGUCAAUUUCACUGUGGGCGCUCGUGUGUGCCGCCUGUUUUCACAAAGCCAGGAGAGUGUCCAAGCAAAAAGUUUGGUGCAGGAACGUGUGCCAAGUUGUGUUACUAUGACAGUGACUGUCCGAACAAUGAGAAAUGCUGCAGCAAUGGAUGUGGACAUCAGUGCAUGGCUCCAUUUGCAGUGAAGCCUGUAGCCGAACCGCCAAAGCCUCCAGUGAAGCCUGCAGGUGAACCACAGAAGCCUGCAGUGAGGCCUGCAGCCGAACCACCGAAGCCCUCCGACGAACUGCCCGAGCCUUCCGACGAAUUACCGGAGCCUUCCGACGAGUUACCGGAGCCUUCCGAUGAGCUGCCUGCUGCCGAACCCGGAAGGCCUCCUGUGAAGCCUGUAGCCGAACCACCAAGGCCUUCCGACGAGCAGCCCGAGCCUUCGGACGAACUGCCCGAGCCCUCCGAACUACCGGAGCCUUCCGACGAACUUCCCGAGCCCAUUGCAGCUGAACCCGGAAGGCCUCCUGUGAAGCCUGCAGUCGAACCCGGAAGACCUCCUGUGAAUCCUGCAGUCAAACCUGGAAGGCCUCCUGUGAAUCCUGCAGUCAAACCCGGAAGGCCUCCUGUGAAGCCUGUAGCCGAACCUCCAAGGCCUUCCGACGAGCAACCCGAGCCUUCGGACGAACUGCCCGAGCCCUCCGAACUACCGGAGCCUUCCGACGAACUGCCCGAGCCCCCUGCAGCCGAACCCGGACGGCCUCCUGUGAAGCCUGCAGCCGAACCCGGAAGGCCUCCUGUGAAGCCUGCAGCCGAA